This is a messenger RNA of Lachancea fermentati, 1179 nucleotides long. The record is from the annotation of a GenBank genome assembly. NCBI's taxonomy places the organism in Eukaryota, Fungi, Ascomycota, Saccharomycetes, Saccharomycetales, Saccharomycetaceae.
AUGGCGAAACUUCGAAUAGCAAUUCAAGGAUGUGCUCACGGCGAGCUUCAAAAUAUUUAUGAUCUUAUCACUAAGAGGUAUGGUGAUCAGAUGCCGGACUUACUGCUGAUUUUGGGAGAUUUCCAAUCCUUGCGCGGGGAAGAAGACUUAAGUUCAAUUUCAGUUCCUCCAAAAUAUGCUCGUCUAGGAGACUUUCAGGACUAUUACUCUGGACUCAAAAUAGCUCCUUUGCCAACGAUAUUUAUUGGGGGUAACCAUGAAAGCAUGCGGCAGCUCAUGGAGUUACCGCAUGGAGGAUUCGUUGCUCGCAAUAUUUACUACAUCGGCUUCAGCGGGUCACUGAUAGUUAGAGGUGUCAGGAUAAGCGGAUUAAGUGGAAUAUACAAACCUCACGAUUUUCUUCGUAAAAGGCCGUCCUUGAAGGAUGUUCAAACUGAUGGGUGGACUCGGCAUGUGCGAAGCCUGUAUCACGUCCGCGACAGCGAUGUUUCACCACUCUUCAUGCUUCCCAACGUCGACAUAAUGAUGACUCAUGACUGGCCCCAAGGCAUUGCUUUCCAUGGUGACAUUAAAACGCUCUUGAAACGAAAACCAUUCUUCAAGAAAGACAUAGAUAGUGGACGACUUGGAAGUCCUAUAAGUUGGCAAUUACUGAGAUCAAUUACUCCACAUUGGUGGCUGAGUGCCCACUUACACAUCAAGUUCGAGGCGGAAGUUUCUUCAGGUAAGAGAGCCAGAGAGGUGCAAGGCAGCAAUCCCGACGAAAUCGACUUAGAUCUAGAUGGUUUGACAAAGGAGAAAGUGCAUGACGAAUCAGAGCCAUCAAUUCCUGCAAUUACAAGAUUUCUUGCCUUGGACAAGUGCGGUAGGGGCAGACAACAUUUAGAGCUGAUAGAAAUAGAUGUUGAUACUGCACAUCCUACGUAUGAUCCUGAGGCGCUUCAUCUGUACGCUGACCCGGAAUUCUUGGCCAAUGUGCGUUUCUUAGAACAGCAGCCGCCCGCCAAGUCAUUUACAAAUCUAGACUUCCUCGAGCUGAAGCGCCAGCGUGGCGAUCUUGCAGAGGUGAAUUGGGAUCACUACAAUCUGGACCGAUUCGCCGAUAGCACCGAACGUCAGCAGACUGACAAGUACAGAGAUCUUAUUGAAGCAUGUGAAUGUAUAAAACUAUCUACGUAG